This is a messenger RNA of Anopheles gambiae (African malaria mosquito), 3411 nucleotides long. Its product is annotated as myosin heavy chain, striated muscle. The transcript is spliced from 8 exons. Gene Ontology annotation, cellular component: trans-Golgi network. The coding region runs from base 1755 to 3098 and encodes 447 amino acids. Gene Ontology annotation, biological process: vesicle cytoskeletal trafficking. Gene Ontology annotation, molecular function: small GTPase binding. The record is from RefSeq and is a predicted model, not a curated record. NCBI's taxonomy places the organism in Eukaryota, Metazoa, Arthropoda, Insecta, Diptera, Culicidae.
CAGGAGGUUCAGGAAAGGCCAGAAUCGAACCAGAACGCUGCAUAAAGAUCUCGCUCCAGAUCGGUCACUUUAAACGGCAGCUUUAAGCUAGUCCGGGCUAGCUUUAAGACCGGGACUUUCGGAGAUGGUGCAGCGACGACGACGACUACGACGACGGCAUCACGUUCGUUUUGGUUAAUUAGAUUACUUCAGGAUUUCAAACCUCCGGAUGGAGUAUCUCUUUCCCGUGUCUUAAAGACACAUCCCAUUCCUCGAGUUUGAGUUUCCCGAGUCGUUCCACAUUUAAUAGAAGAGAGAAGAUUUCUGAUGUAUCUAUUUUUUUUGAUUAAUGAUGUUAGGAAUAUUCCAACUAGAAUGUCUUGAGGUCGGGUUAGUCCACGCAAAAUACUAUUGCAUACAGCUACUGCUUUCCGCUAUGCUUUAUCCAAUUGUCACGGUAUUGUGCACUUAAUAAGCAUGCUAACAAAGCACUCUCAAUUAAACGACCGUGCGCGCGCGGAGGUUUUAUGGGACCUUGCUGUAGUCAUCCGUCUGCGUUUGCAGGUUCGACAUUUGACAGUCGUAUUCUAGUCAUAUUCUAGCUAUAGUUGCGUGAUAGCCUAGAUAUGCGAGCUCAUUCGUUUUACAACCGUACGCAUCCGGCACUCCUGACAUCAGCAAAUCCUGAAGCCGUUCUGAAGACUUUCAACCGAGAUCGGGUUGUUUGUGCAGGUUUUUAUUUGUUAUGAUUGUAAAAAAAUCUACAUCAAAAUCUACAAUAGAUGCAGGAAAAAAAAACAAGACCACUUUCGCUUCCAACUCAUCUACCACUAUCGAACGCGUGGUUUCGUCUUUUAUGAGUGGCUUUUGUUUUUUUUUUCUUCUGAAGUACAAUUUCACACAAUGCAGCGGUGUAGUACGUGCGCAACCCCUUCGAGUUUAUUGUAUUUAUUAAAAUUAGAUCAACAAAGUCAUUUCCGGCUUCUGUGCGGCAUCACUCAUCGCACUCGCACGCGGGUACUUUAUUUAUAUAGCGCCAUUGCCGCGACCAAAAACAAUCCCAUACCCGCACAACAACGGCGGCGGCGAGAUCCACAACAAUCGAAGUUCAAUUUCCCGUUUGGGUUCGGGAAAUCCGGAAGCGAGCUCCGGGGGAAAACAAUUUCAACGCGACGCGAGCAGUUCCGUUUUCCGCCUGGAAGGAUGCCAUUUGCCAACGGUUGGUUAAAAAUAGUGGCUAGUUAGUAGGCGCUAUCAGGCGCCCUCUGGCGGGGGAGACAUUCAUGGGCCAGGAUGUAUCCGACGGGAAGCAAUCGUACGAGCUUCUUGGAAGUAGAUGCAGCAUUGUUUAUAACAUAAGCACUAUCUGAGGUUCCAAGUUUGAAAGUCUAGCCAUAAACUUAACGACUACUUUUUUAUGGAUUGUUCACAUUUCUGGGGCGCAACAGUUGGAAGAAAAGCCCCGGGGCACAUGCUUGAAAAUGUAGGAGAUGUACUUACAAUAUAAUUAACACUCUGUAACACACAUUCUUAGUAUACCUUUACUUACGAAUGUACUGGUACAAUAUACUGACCCUUCUAUUUGAAUUCCACGUGCAAUCUGAGUUCCAAAAUAAACAACCCAAAGCUUUAUAGCACCCCUGACACUUGCGCACUGGCAACGCGAGCGUGUCCAGAAAAUCGAUAUUUCAAAGCCAGCUGUACCUAGGCGCACAACAACACAGGGUUGUUUUGUGUAGUGCCCGCGGUAGAACGCGGUAUCGGCGCCAACAAGAAUGGCCGAAACCAUGGCCACCAGCACGGACGACACGAACGUGGAGUCGACGAGGACCCAGUGCGACUGUUCCCAGCAGCAGCUGAUCGAGGCCCGUGCCCAGCUGACGGCGCUCGAGCAGAGCAAUGAAACGCUGCAGAAAAAGCUGGACGGGUACCGGAAGGACAACGAGAAUCUGGUCAUCAAGUACGCGUUCGUGGAGAAGAAGGUGCUCGAUCUGAAGGCGCUGGUCGGCGACAAAGACUCGCAGCUCAAGCGGCACGAGCAGGAGGUGGCCAGCCUGCAGAAACAGAUCGGCACGCUGAAGGCGGACAAGGCGAAGCUGCAGAAGAACAUUGAGUCGAAGCAACGCGACGUGGAGCGGCUCGGCAAAGAGCUGGAGGGUAGCCGCCAUUACGCGGCCCAGAUCGAGAUGCGCUACAAGUACGGCAGCUGCCGGUUGCGCCGCGAGGCGGAGGAUCGAAUGAAACUUGAGGCGGAAGUGCUAACGUUGCGUCAACAGUUAUUGCAGCACGUGAUCGCGGAGGAGACGCACCAGGCGAGCGAACAGGUGGCGGAGAUGGAGCGCAAGGUGAUGGAGCUGCAGGCGCGCGAGAUCAUGCUGAAGCACGCGAACGACGAGCAGGCGGGCAGGAUCGGGACGCUCCAGCGGGCCAACCACGAGCUGCGGGACACGAUCGAGCGGCAGGAGAAGAAGCACACCAGCACGCUGCAGACGCUAAAGGAACUCGAAACGGAGCGAGAUCACCUGCGGCAGCAGAUGGGUCAGCUGCAGGAAAGCUUCCACCAGCAGCAGGCCGCGAUUGCGGAGCUCCAGUCGAAGGUGGAGGCCGCCAGUGUCGCCGCCCAGGAGUCGUCCCGCAUGGAGCGGGCCGUCGCCGAGCAGCGGGCCGAGCUGGAGCAGCUCGCCGGCACGCUGGACGAGCAGCGCAAGGACCUGGAGGUGCUGGCGGCCCGCGAGCUCGAGCUGCUGGCCCUGAACAAAGAUCUCAGCGAGGUGAACUGCCUGCUGCAGCAGGAAAUAGCGACCCAGGAGUCGAAAACGAUCGCGAUCACGCUCGAGUACGGCAAGUUCGUGAGCAUGUGCCAGGAGUACGACGCGCAGAUCGUCAGCCUGGCCAACUCGCUCGCCGCCGAGCGGCAGCACCGGACGGAGGAGCGGCUGCUGAUGGCGAAGCACAUCGCCGACCGGACGCGCAAGCUCGAGCAGGCGGAAAGCUGCCUGCAGCAGACGCUCAACGAGCUCGAGGCGAACCGCAAAAAGUACUUCGCGCUGGUGAAGGACUUUAAGCGCGAGAUGAAAAAUGCCCACUGUGGCGUAGAGUCGAGCAUGGUGGGACAGUAGUAGAGGUGCAACGGCUUGCUGUACCUUUGCGCUACCGUGUGAGCCGCUUUUAUUUACCGAACGCGAUAACAGACGCUGCGAGAGGAUGCUGCGAGGCAAUAAAAGCGGUGCAGCGCGUAAAUUAUGUAUGUGUGUAUGUGCCCGAACAGACAGGGCAGAUAAGAUUAAGGCAGAUUGGUUGUUGGUAUCACUUGUAGGCGGUUUUACUUUGCACGGUGCACGGUGUGUGUGCCCCGUAAGAAGUUUGGAAGACUUUAACUUACAUUAUAUGGUAAUAAUAAUAAUAAAAAAACAUACAAUCUAAACUAACAAA